Molecule: messenger RNA, 3471 nt
Organism: Rana temporaria (common frog)
Lineage: Eukaryota; Metazoa; Chordata; Amphibia; Anura; Ranidae
Gene: STK26
Product: serine/threonine kinase 26
Exons: 11
Coding region: 236-1477 (413 amino acids)
Biological process (GO): protein phosphorylation
Molecular function (GO): ATP binding; protein kinase activity
Source: RefSeq, a predicted model, not a curated record
UCCACCCUGCGCACAAGAAGCUGCCGCAGCCUCCCGUCCUCUCCCAAUAUGGCGCCGCUCGCCUGCUGAGCUCUCCGAGCCCGUCCGGUACCCGACGCUUACCGAGACAUGCUCACAGCCGGAUAGUGGCAGCCCAGCAGCCCAGUCUCGUCUCGUCAGCCACUCGGGCCUAGCUUUUCAGGUCAGGCCUCCACCACUACAGCACACCACCGGAGCAGGAGGCCUCACCGCCGCCAUGGCUCAUUCCCCGGUAGCCGUGCAAGUGCCCGGGAUGCAGAACCACCGGGCCGAUCCAGAAGAGUUGUUCACAAAACUGGAACGCAUUGGAAAGGGGUCCUUUGGAGAAGUUUUUAAGGGUAUUGAUAACCGGACUCAGCAUGUGGUUGCUAUAAAAAUCAUAGAUCUGGAAGAAGCAGAGGAUGAAAUAGAAGACAUACAACAAGAAAUAACUGUUCUUAGUCAGUGUGACAGCCCCUUUGUGACAAAGUACUAUGGAUCCUAUCUCAAGGGCACAAAACUAUGGAUCAUUAUGGAAUAUUUAGGUGGAGGCUCUGCGCUAGACUUGCUACGUGUUGGUCCUUUUGAUGAACUCCAGAUUGCAACCAUGUUGAGAGAAAUCUUAAAAGGUCUUGAUUAUCUGCACUCAGAAAAUAAAAUUCACAGGGACAUCAAAGCUGCCAAUGUCCUACUAUCUGAGCAAGGGGAUGUCAAACUUGCUGACUUUGGUGUUGCUGGCCAGCUAACUGAUACACAGAUCAAAAGAAACACCUUUGUAGGUACUCCUUUCUGGAUGGCACCGGAAGUCAUACAACAAUCUGCUUAUGACUCCAAGGCUGAUAUUUGGUCAUUGGGCAUAACGGCGAUCGAAUUAGCAAAGGGUGAACCACCAAACUCCGAUAUGCACCCGAUGAGGGUACUGUUUCUCAUUCCUAAAAAUAACCCACCCUGCUUAUUGGGAGAUUUUAGCAAACCAUUUAAAGAGUUUAUUGAUUCCUGCCUUAACAAAGAUCCUUCCUUUCGACCUACAGCCAAAGAACUUCUUAAGCACAAAUUUAUUGUUAAAAAUGCCAAGAGAACAUCUUACCUAACAGAGCUUAUUGACAGAUUUAAACGAUGGAAGGCUGAGGGUCAUAGUGAUUCUGGUUCUGAUGAUUCUGAUACAGAGUCCAACAACAAAGAGAACCAUUCUCAUCCUGAAUGGAACUUCACCACAGUCCGGAAGAAGCCAGACGCCAAAAAAUUGCAGAAUGGGACAGAUCAAGAACUUGUGAAAACCCUGAGCUCUUUAUCUGUAAUAAUUGCCCCAGUGUUUGCUGAGCUUAAACAGCAAGACAGGAAUAAUGUUGUGAGGAAAAAUGCCAUUGAAGAAUUAGAAAAGAGUAUGAACCAGGCAGAAGCUACUUAUCCUGGAAUUACUGACAAGAUGGUAAAGAAACUUAUGGAAAAAUUCCAGAAGUUUUCUGUCGGUGACUCCUAAGUAUCAUCCUCCAUUUUAAGACCAUGACACUGCUGUAUGAGAAUGGCAGAGGGACACCCACCCAGUAUACUCACCGCCUGGCCAUGCUUAGCAUUUUCAGCUCCUUGUGCCUUUCGGAUCUUCACGAUACACAUCCAUGUGACUAUGAUCGACAGUUUGGAAAGAAAAGAACCUUUAGCAAUUUUGUUUUCUAUUUUUCCUCCCUUUUUUGUUAAUUUUUUUUUUUUUGUGAUGGUGUAAAUGGGUUUUUUAUAUUUUCAGGAAAUUAUUUUGUAAAGACUGAACUUUACUACUUUAAUCUUUUGUUUAAUCCUGUAAAUGUUGAAAUGCUGUUUUUUUUUUUUCUUCCCCAUGUUGGGUACCCGUUUGGGUAGGAAGAUGCGCAAGUGGUUGUAUGUUUGUGUUGCACUGUUCACUGACUGAAUCUACUGGUCUGUUUUGUUCUAUUUGUGUGUGACUUCUGCCAUUACUUGGUGGAUGAGCAUGUUUGUGGUAUACAGCGGUUCUCUUUCACUAAGGCACAUUGGAGCUGCUGUACAGCUAGCAAUUUGCUUAUGACACUGUGUAGACUUUGAGCAAGUUCUUGAUGGCCCUUUGAGCCACAGUCAUAAGAUGUCUGCCAGCCAAGAUUGUCCUAUGCUCUGUCACCUGUCCAUUAAGUUGUAGAAAUGUGGAUGCAAGUGCCGCUGAAAGAUAAUGCCAUCAAACCUUAUAUUUUAAGCAUGGAUCCAAUGCUGGUUUUCUGAAUCGCCCACUGGCUGGCCUCGCUGGCAUCCCAUUGCUGAAAUCAUUCUGCUAGAGUUUUCUGAAGCAUUAAACCAAAUUUACAGCUGGGAGAGGGGGGCUUGUUUGUAGGCCCUAGCGGGUAGUUGUGAGAACAGUGGACCCACAUAUUCACUGCACGUGAAGAAAUGAUUGCCUCAAACCUUCUUCUUUGUGGUCCGUAGAUCUACGUCCUAUUUCUCUCGCUCUCUAGUACUGAGAGGAAGGGUAUAAUGGUGGACUUGAGCAGUGAUGAACUCUGCAUUCGAACAUGCCUAGGCGUAACCCUAGCUAUGACCAAGAACUUCUUUUCGGCUUACUAUAAGGCACAGAACUUCAUCCCCACAGUCUCCAUGACGUACAAGAUGCUAAUUAAUAAUUAAUUAAUUCAGUUUGCUGGCGUUUUCUGAAAUAUCAAGGUUGGAGUAUCUGUCAGCUGCACAAAAUGGAAGCAGCCUUUUUAUGUACUUAAAGUAUAUUUUAACCAGAUGAAUGCACAUUUUAAUAUAUUGCAGCAUACUAGAGGCAAUGGGUGUAUUUUUUUUUUUCUUUUCUUUUUUUAUUCCCCCAUGGAAGUGCAGAAAAUACCUGUUCCUGAUAGAAAUCAAGUUUUUGCAACCUCUGUACGCCAAACUAAAAUCGCAAACACUUGAUCGUUUUCCGGUGCUCUAUGCAUGUAAUGAUGAAGGGGUGGAGGUAGAGUUGCUUGCGGGUCCAAAUCAAGAGGGCAGGGUGCCAAUGCUUCUCAACCAUAAAUGAUGGUGCGCUGAAGACGGGAAGUGUUAGUGGCAGGCUCACCAAGGGAAAGGAGUUAGGGGAAAAAGAAUGCAGCUACUAGUAAGUUGCAAUAUAUUACAAUUUUUGUUCCUGGGUUUAGAUGCACUUUAAUUAUACUGAAAACAGUUGAUUUCAGUAGAAACUGAAAAAUGUGUUGCCUGUGUAAAUGUAGGCUUGAACUAAUUCACAGCUUCAGCAGGGAUGUGCCCAGUAAAUGCAUAUGCUGCUUUCUAAUGCUUAUUUGGUGUAGCUAUUAUAAUUGCUUCCUCCGUUGUGUGUGGCUGUCAGGUACCCUCUAUAAACAGAAAACAUAUCACCGCACUGGACAAACUGAGCAGCUAUGUCCGGGUCUACGUGUCAUACACUCUAUGCUAAACAUUUUGCUGGAAUAUAUCGCCUUCAAACUCAAAGCCUUGAAAUCUGAGUGCAGAUCUGCUGUGUUUUUUUUUUUUUUU